This is a messenger RNA of Gordionus sp. m RMFG-2023, 3185 nucleotides long. RefSeq lists its product as uncharacterized. The record is from RefSeq and is a predicted model, not a curated record. The transcript has 7 exons. NCBI's taxonomy places the organism in Eukaryota, Metazoa, Nematomorpha, Gordioida, Chordodea, Parachordodidae. The coding region runs from base 122 to 2356 and encodes 744 amino acids. Gene Ontology annotation, molecular function: growth factor activity.
CAAUUUUUUAUGAUCAAUCGCGACGUUGGGCCGAAUUGCAAAGCUCUAUUAAUCAAUUCCAAAUUUUAAGCAAUAAAAAGGGUAAAGACCAAACCGUUAAACACAAUUCUUCGACAAUGAAAUGUUAUUUAAUGUCAACUACGCACAAGUGUUUCUCUCGGCCAUCAAUACCAUCCCUCUACACAUCAAUCAUCGGAAUCGUCAGAAACCAAUCAAAAAUUAUUAUUCCUCUAUCAUCAUAUUUUUAUUAUUGAGUAUAACAUUAUAUUAUCUGAUUACUUGUAUCCAAAUAAUAUUGGCCAAUUUAUGGUACAGUAUAGAAUAUAUUUUAUACUAUUGGACAGUAGUCAGGCGCUUUAAUUAUUUAUCGGAAAGAAACUCUUUUCCUCCUUUGAUAAUUAUGUUUAUCGUCAUCAUGAGUCGAACACAGCUAAUUCAGUGUUUGACUAUCGGAAACCUAAAGAUCGAGUUAGACCCUUUAAAUAUGACUAUCAUCAAUAGUUCAAUAUUAUCAAACGAUAAAGAAUUAGCAGUUUACGCAUACGCCCUGCCGCUUUUUGGUUCUUAUGAUUUAGAAGAUUUUUAUUAUUACGAUAAUUCCAGAAAUAAUUUAUCAAAAACCAUCAUAAACAUGGUAACUGAAAGUAAGACUACAUCUAAACCUAAAUUUUUUGACUCUGAUAUAUAUUCGUUAACAUCAAUCGAUGAAAAACGGGAUGUAUUUCGUGUAAAAAGUAGAGAAACUAACAUAUUUGAAAGCAGUAAAAUCCCUUCUAUACUUUUCUCUCAAGCUAUUAAUUUAAACAUCGGUGAUCGUAUAUGCCAAUGGAAUAUAAAAAAUAAAAUGUGUUAUAAAAUUAAGCAAAUGACUAAUCCUUCCAAAAAUGGUUUUAAUUUUGACAAUCCAGAUAAACUUAAUAACUACAUAAGUCAUCAAGAUAUAAUAAUCAAUAAUACUAACAAUGCUCAAUAUUUUUAUUCCCAAAAACCAAAUUUCCCACACCUGUUCAUUCCUGCUAGGCUUAAAUUUAAAGAGAAUGCUUUGUACAUUCAUAACAAAACCAGCUCUAUAUUUAAACCAUUGGUAAAUACUGGAAAUUCUAGCAACUCCUCUAACCGAUAUAUUUCUUAUUCAGAUGUACCGUUCAAGGAUAAUAACCGUCUUACGACCGAUAAUAUUGAAUCAAAGAUUUUUGAUUUGUUCGAUGCCUCCCUUAAACCAAAAAUAUUUAUGCCAUCAAUCCCAAAUAUCGAUACUAAGGAUAAAAUUAAUAAAUUAAGAGAACUUAAAUUGAAUAGACCAACAUUUAUGCUCCAUAACAAGUGUAGUAAUAGAGAAGUUCAAAUCUUCGGCAGAAGGGUUAAUGCUAAGGCAAGCCUACACACCAGACACAAAUAUAAAUUUGCUCAACUAUAUUCCGAACCGUCCAAAAAACAUGGAAGAAUCAGAAUAAAAAGUGCAAAAACCGGCUAUUACGUGUGUUUUGAUCGCCAGGCUCGUUUGAUAGCAAGAAUGAGACCAGCUCGAAGUUUGUGUGAUUUCGCAGAAUUAUACGAUCAUAGUUACAUCAAAUUUCGUUCAGUUUACGACUCAUCAUGGUAUUUGGGCUUUGAUGAAUCCGGACAUCCUUUAAUUGGAAUUACUCAUAAUUCGGCCGGAAUUUCAAACGAAAAAUGUUACAAUUUUAUCAAGAGAAAGCGAAGUGUUCCAAAGCCGAAUACCUAUCAUAUACCUAUGCCAUCGUCUCACCAAAAUCCAAUAUCGUCGGAUACAAUAAAUAUGGAUAUUCCCUUCCUUAAACCUUCGUUAUUUUCGCGUUUAUUUGGGUUGCCUCAUAGACUAAAAAAGUUUGAUGAUCAAAUUUAUACUAAUAAUGACAAAGCGUUCUCAGCAAAUCACGCUAGAAAGAACGCACCUAUUACUGAAUUUAAUGCAGAACAUAAUGACAAUAAACAAACUAUAUUAGAUAAAAGGUCUAAUAUCAAUAGUAAAAGUUCGAGUCAUUUCAACAUUGCAAUUAAAAAAAAUAUAUCUGACACUAUUACAAAUUUUAUUUUUACUAAUAAUGCUGAUAUAGCAGUUAAUAAUACCCUUUACGAAAAUACAGACCAAUUUAAAGUAGAAACCUUUAAAAAUUUUACUAACCAAGAUGUCCAAGCUAAGUCAUUUCAUCAUAUAGGAUCAUUAAUUUUGAAAGAAAUUGCAAAAAUUCGGGCACCAGAUCUGACUAAGAAAGAUGGGUUGAAAUCUUACGAUAACGUAGCUAGAUAUUUCGAAAAUUUUAUUUUAAAUAAAAGUCGGAUAAACGAUUCCACCGAUUAUUAUGAUGAUUAUUAUACUGACAUCGACAAAUAAUUUUUUUUUUAUCAAUAUAAAAAAUCUAAUCAAAAAAAAUUAACUCGCUAUAAUGCGCUCGAAAGAAAUGGGUUUUUUGCAUUCGGUUUAAUAAUUACUCAUUCCAAAUAUUUUUUGUUGAUAAAAAUUUAAAAAAAAUAUAUCUUCCAUCUCCCAGAUCCCUACUCUGAAAUCAUUUUUUUAAACCUACAAUUCAAAUAUUAUGGCAAAAAAUACGACACUCAUCAAAUCGGUAUGGCAUGAUAAUUUAGUCAUACAUACUAAAUAUAUUUAACUUUUUUCUAUAUCUACCAAUUAAAGUUCAAAACAUUAUAUUUGUUGUAUAUUAAUCAAUCCUGACCUCAUUUGUUUAUAAAAAACAAAAAUAUUUUUAACUAGAAAUCUGUAUUGCUUAGAAAAUAUUCAAAAAUUUGAAACCAAAAUCAUUUUGCGAAAAUAAGUUAAAAAUCCAAAAUAAAAAACAUAAAAUGGCGUGAAUUAUUUGAGCGCUUUUUUUAAAGAAUAUAUUGAUAAAUAAUUUUUAUCUACAUCUUCAGAAAUAAUUAAAUCCGAGACAUGAAGUUGUAAAAUAAUCAAAAAACACCAAUUUAUACCAAUUAUGAGCGGUUCGAAAUAUAAUUUUUUCACAUAUUCUUACUAGGCCCGUAAUUAUUUACUCUAAAGGUCUCGGUACAAUACGUGCCAUGAAUUUAUAUUAUAAUUGUGAUUCUUAUAAAGUGAGUUUAUAUAUUUUGCCAAUUAAAUAUGUUUCCAAAUAUUACAGUAUAAAUGAUUAUUUGGACAUAAUUUAUUAUCAUUAUAUUAAUAAAAUUGCGCGUAUUCGAAAUUA